This is a messenger RNA of Elaeis guineensis (African oil palm), 810 nucleotides long. The record is from RefSeq and is a predicted model, not a curated record. NCBI's taxonomy places the organism in Eukaryota, Viridiplantae, Streptophyta, Magnoliopsida, Arecales, Arecaceae.
AUGAAUCAGCUAUUGAAGGCCGCUCCUCUCGCGACACAGGUGCCUUCCGUGCCGCCCUCAUCGAAUCGGCACUUCAUCAAGACUGCGGGCCUCGUCCUUGCGGUUGCUGCGUUGUUGGCCGUGCUGUGGAUGCCGGCUGCGCCGGGGCUGCCGCUGGCUGGCCAGGUGAUGCUGGCUGUACUUGCCUUCGCCGUGAUCGUCUGGAUGACCGAGGCUCUCGACUAUGCCGUGAGUGCUGUAGUAGUCGGCGCACUGAUGAUCUUCCUUCUGGCUGCGACCCCCGAUGUCGCAAAGCCAGCGAGCGGUGACAUUGGGACCGGUGCGGCGCUGAGCCUGGCACUGUCGGGCUUUUCAAACAGUGCUGUCGCAUUGGUCGCGGCAGCUUGUUUUAUCGCCGCCGCUAUGACGGCCACGGGGCUUGACCGGCGCAUCGCGCUGCUCGUGCUUUCAAAAGUAGAUGCGCGCACCAACCACAUCGUUAUUGGCGCCAUGGUCGUGGGCUUCCUGCUGUCGUUCAUCGUGCCCAGCACAACGGCAAGGGUGGCUUGCCUGGUGCCCAUCAUGAUGGGAUUCAUUCUUGCCUUCAAGGUGGACAAGCGCAGUCGCUUCGCGGGCCUGCUGGUGAUCGCAGCGGCACAGACUGCCAGCGUCUGGAACAUCGGCAUCAAGACCGCGGCGGCGCAGAACUUGGUGGCUAUCGGCUUCAUCGAAAAGCAGUUCCAGGCCACGAUCACGUGGAUGGAGUGGUUCAUUGCCGGGGCCGUUUCAGCCCUGAUGAGCGUCGCGGUCUACUUCAUCAUGACCCGAUGA